This is a messenger RNA of Aspergillus tanneri, 702 nucleotides long. RefSeq names its product class I SAM-dependent methyltransferase. Lineage: Eukaryota; Fungi; Ascomycota; Eurotiomycetes; Eurotiales; Aspergillaceae. The transcript is spliced from 6 exons. The record is from RefSeq and is a predicted model, not a curated record. Bases 1 to 702 code for a protein of 233 amino acids.
AUGGCCAUGUGGCUGAUGCUUUGGCUUGCUCAACUGCACUCUGAGCAGCAAAAAGAGUCCAUCCGCAUGGACGGGUUUGAUAUCGACAUUACCCAAUGCCCGCCGGCAGGAUGGGUGACCGAUAACAUCCAUUUUCGGCGGUGGAAUGCCAUCGAGCCACCACCUUCGGAGCUGCGUGGGCAAUUUGAUUUGGUGCAUUUGCGGCUGGUCAUGAUUGGCAUCAACAAUGAGGAUGUACCAGCCUUGGUUGAGAACUUGUCACUGCUGCUGAAGCCAGGUGGCUGGCUCCAGUGGGAAGAGAUGAACAAUUUUGAUAACAAUAUCGUAACUGUGGACGAAUCGACCCCGAAAACUGCAAUCGCAGAACUCCUGCAGUGGAUGACCAUCGGACCGAAGGAGCGCCGAAAGGGGAACGAAUGGCGCUUAACGAUUCCAGGUGUCCUUGAACAGCAUGGAUUCACAAAUGUGAGGGUGGAAAAUCACUCGGACCCACCGUACAUGAGGAGGUGGAUGACAGAGGUCACAUUCCAAACGUUGACGGAAUUUGCCAGCAAGCAAUUUUCUCGAGACUCUAAAGAAGCCACUUGGCUGGCGCGGACUUUGGCGGACGCCCACGAGGAAUGUUGGAGGCCUCUGAAGCAUCGAAGGGAAAGGCUGCUGGAUAUCACACCACCUGUGGUCAGACAGAUGACCGUGCAGUAG